AUGUUCGGUCUCUUUGAGUACACUGGUGCCCACUACGCCCUACAGAUCAACCCAGCUUCGGACGUAAACGUUGCUCACCUUGAUUACUUUCAUUUCAUCGGCCGGGUGAUUGGAAUG
Molecule: messenger RNA, 117 nt
Organism: Dibothriocephalus latus
Lineage: Eukaryota; Metazoa; Platyhelminthes; Cestoda; Diphyllobothriidea; Diphyllobothriidae
Source: the annotation of a GenBank genome assembly